Messenger RNA from Iphiclides podalirius (scarce swallowtail), 1032 nucleotides. The record is from the annotation of a GenBank genome assembly. NCBI's taxonomy places the organism in Eukaryota, Metazoa, Arthropoda, Insecta, Lepidoptera, Papilionidae.
AUGGACUUCGUGAUCGGCGGCCUAGCGGGUGCGGGGGCGACUAUAUUCACCAAUCCAAUGGACGUGGUGAAGACCCGAUUCCAGCUGCAGGGUGAGCUCCGGGCCAGGAACGAGCACACUCCACGCUACAGGGGAAUAUUUCACGCGUUGUACGUGAUCGCGAGGAACGAUGGUGUGCUGGCGCUACAGAAGGGUCUGGCACCCGCCAUGCUGCUGGGAUUUACGAUGAACUCAGUGAGGCUAGGAAUGUACCACAUUGCAGAGGUGCAGGGUAUGACAAAGUCGAAGAACGGUGACAUCAGUAUUAACAAGACCAUCUUCUGGUCGAGUAUGAGCGGUGUGUUGAGUGGCGUGGCUGCCAACCCUGCCUCCGUACUCAAGACCAGGAUACAAGCUGCAGCGCACCCUAGUAUCGCUGUUGGGCGACAAUAUCGCUACAAUGGUAUGGCGGAUGGCUUCAUAACGAUCUACAAGAAUGAGGGCAUAAGGGGUUUCUUUGCGGGGGUUAACGCAACAUGCGCAAGAUUGGCAGUAGGCAGUGCCGCUCAACUAACCACGUUUUCCACUGCCAAAGAAGUGUUGCACUCGUACGGUAUUUGCCAACGAUCGCCGCUCGGCCUCGCGUUCUCCGCGAGUGCCCUCAGCGGCGUCAUGGUCGCCAUAGCUAUCUGCCCCUUUGACGUCACAGCAGUUCGCCUAGUGAAAGCGAAGAUUCUAGAACUCGGCUUCUGCGAAAGCUCGCCCGCGACGCUCGCUUUCGCCGCGAGCCUUGUGUGCGGAGUGUUGUGUGUGCUUGUCGAAACGCCUUUGGACGUUGUGAAUACACGACUUUACAAUCAGGGUCCUGCAUCCAAAGGUGAGGUCCUGUACAAGGGCGUGUUCGACUGCCUAAGAAAGAUUUACAUCACUGAAGGCUUUCACGGCCUGUAUAAAGGCCUUGGGCCUCUCUAUUUAAGAAUUGCUCCGCAUACGACUCUGUCCCUGGUCAUAUGGGAUAUGCUGAAUAACCUAUUCGAUAAAAAUAAAAAGAGU